AUGGCAGAAUCAAUUAACCCCAAGGAAUCUUUUGCUAGAGCUAAAAACUGGGUCAAAGAACUACAGAGGCAAGCAAGUCCUAAUAUAGUAAUAGCUUUAUCGGGAAACAAAGCUGAUCUAGCAAACAAAAGAGCUGUUGAUUUCCAGGAAGCACAGUCGUAUGCAGAUGACAACAGCUUGCUGUUUAUGGAAACAUCAGCAAAAACAUCAAUGAAUGUAAAUGAGAUAUUCAUGGCAAUAGCCAAGAAGCUUCCCAAGAAUGAGUCACAGAGUACAGGUGCAAGUGCAAACCGAGGAAGAGUAGAUCUUACUGAGAGUACUCCACAGCCCAAGAACCAGUGCUGUAGCAACUGAACUAACUGGUGCUUGCUGUAAAUGACAUCCUGAAAAACCUGCUUCCUAACUGUCAAGUAACCAAGGAAAUGAGGUGUUAAACUGGCCCAGUGCAACUUCCAUGUAGAGAAGGGACUUCGUAAUUACAAAUUCUAAUAACUAUAUUUUGAACUGUUACUUUAAAGUUACCAACUGCAUGUAUUCACUACCUGAAAUUCUGUUUCAACAGUAGCCGAAGUUUGCAGUUUGCACCCUAAAAAAUGACCAUUGUGAAUGAAAGUUCAGUUGUAUUAUGUUGUUACUGCUAAAACUAAAUAUUAUUUAUGGACCUGUAACUAACCUAACCUGUCCCCUUUCCCCAGGCACUGGCAAGGAUUAUAUGCAGCUAGUUGACAAGUGUGGUAUUUGUCUUUAAACUUGUUUUCUUGAAUUUCUUGCUGGUCCCCCCACUUGUAAAGGAGAAGUUAUCUACAGAAUGUGUACAGUGAUCGCUAUCAGCAACUUUUUUUAAGAAUGCAUUUUUUUAUCAUUAAUUGCCAAUGAUGUUUCAAAAGCAGCAUUAAUUAUUCAAUUUGUAGAGAUGCAUUGUGCUGUCCUAUACUUUAUAAAAAUGUUUGCACAUUUCUCAAGCAUUUAACAUUUCACACAUCAGCUUAAAUUAACAGUUGACAGUAAUUCAUAUGAAACUGAAUCCAUUUUAAGAUGUCUGUUUAGACUCUACAUGGCAAAUGUUUUACAUGACCAGCCAUCUUUUGACUUUUCUUUUAGUAGUGUGAAAUUAACACAAUGUAUUAAAUCAGAUCAUGUUACUUUUUUAAUAUGUAAGAAGUCUUAGCAUGGUAAAAUUAAAGCUGUACAUGUUUAGUCAUUCUAAGUCCUCAAGAGUAAAAGUGAUAAUUUUUUUUUCAGGGAUCCCAGGAAACUAUUCCGUAUUGACAUAGAAUUUAUGAGAAAGAAUUCUAAAAAUGCUAGACCUCAUGAUGUUCAUUUUGUUAGCAAAAAGUUUCAUGAAAGUUUUGCUUUUCAGAACUGUUAACAGUUCUUUUGCAGUAUACUUUGUCUGUCUUUGUACAUUUCUGUAGCCGUUAAGAACUCCAUUAAUGUAAAUUGUCAUAGAUGUAAGUUCCUGUAACAGAUGACAUCUGUGCCAUGUAAAUGCCUUGCAGUAACAAAGAAUUGUACAGCCUGAAAUAUGCUGUCCUUAAUGGAAAAAUUAAUUCUUGCUGCUGUUGCCAGGAUUUCAUUGGAAGCUGGGAUACUGUUCUGUAAAAAAAAAAAAUGCACUUAACUCUGUACGCUGCAUUUGCAGUGAUGAGUGCACUCCCUGAUGUGAGAUUACAUUUUAUGGACUAAUUGAUUAACUUGUCCAUUCUGAUUAUAGCUAUAAUAUACUGUAAAUAGGAGUAUUGCAGCAUAGUUUAGGUUUACUAUUUUGUGUAAUAUUAGUGCAUAGUGUUCAAAGGCAACUGUACAGUUACUAAAACAGAUUUAAAUAUUUGUUUUCUGUUCAAGGAUUGAAAAGUCCUCCUUAAAAGUUCAAAGUAAUCAAUGAUGAUCUUUGUAUGUAUGUAGCGAUGAUUGGCAGUUGUAUCCUCCAGGAUUAAUUAUGCUCAUUUUUGUAUAUUGCACUAAUUAUUUCAGUACGUAUUUGAAUACUUUACUGUAUCUUCACUAUAUGAAAUCAUCAGUUGUCAGAGAAUGGUUUAAUCUGUCUAACUAUUAAACUGUUAGCAAAAACA
Messenger RNA from Protopterus annectens (West African lungfish), 2072 nucleotides. It is a transcript of the gene RAB5A, whose product is annotated as RAB5A, member RAS oncogene family. The record is from RefSeq and is a predicted model, not a curated record. The transcript is spliced from 4 exons. Gene Ontology annotation, molecular function: GTP binding; GTPase activity. NCBI's taxonomy places the organism in Eukaryota, Metazoa, Chordata, Ceratodontiformes, Protopteridae. The coding region runs from base 1 to 354 and encodes 117 amino acids.